AAAUGUCUGUUGUUGCCGGUAAUCGCUCCGUUGAACUCGCUCAAUUAAAUCAUAAUGGUGAUACAAUAAUGCUACAACAAACAGAUAAUGGGGAAGGUGGCAUAGACAGCUACCCUCAGACCAUCCAGAUCGUUCCUGGCCAAACCAUUCAAAUAGGCGAUCAGCAGUUUAUAAUCCAGACCGUGCCAUCCAAUCAAACCGAGUCAGGCCCCGAUGAAAAGACUGAUCUUGCUUUGGACCAUACAACGUCUCACCAAGUUGAUUUAGGAGGGGGUGACCAACUGCAAAUUGCGGCGGAAUCAAGUGAAAAUUGUGGAGUGAUGCAGGAACAAAGCCUGGGUUUGGGUCAAAUUCAAACAGAUUCUACAGGUCAAUACGUGAUGGUGAUGAACGACGAUGGAACUCUACAGCAAACAAAUCUCGGUUCGUGUUUAGAGAGUCCAGGUGGUGGUAUGACCACAGCAGACGGAACGGAUCAGGUAAACGACGGCGAAGAGGAACCGUUGUACGUGAAUCCAAAACAGUAUAAUAGAAUUUUGAAGCGCAGGCAACAAAGAGCAAAGUUAGAGGCGGAGGGUAAAAUUACAAAAGAGAGGAAAAAGUAUUUGCACGAAUCGCGUCACAGACAUGCCAUGGCAAGAGUGAGAGGCGAGGGUGGGAGGUUCCAUACUCCAAUGGAAAAAGCACGAAUGGAAAGAGAAAGAAUCGAAAGAGAAAUGAACGCGGCAAAUGCCAGACAGAAUGGCCAACUAAUAACUAAUUACAGCAACAAUGUUAGUAACGUGGUGUUAGAAACUGAGUAUGUGGAUAAGUGCAAUAAUCAAAUGACAGCUCCGGUAUCAAUCUACAGCAGCCAAUCACAUCCAAACAGCAAUUGUAAGGCAGUUCUUCAAUUAAAUAACCAAAACACAGCACCAAAUGGAAACAAUGGCAGUUUAAUGGUCCCCCAUUCCAAAUCAAACACCUGUGGACCCUUCUACGUGGGCAAGUCUGCAUCUGGUCAACCAAUUGCAAUACACGCGAACAACGUGCAGAAUUCAAUCAGGUCAAACCAGACGACACAAAACCCAUCACCACAAAACGCAAAUGGUCUCAACACCCAAUACGUCCUCGCACCUGUAUGCAAGAACUCAUCCGCCGCUGCGACUGCGUCAUGAUGAAAAGACUGCAACAGUUUAAUUGGUUGAAACUCUAACUCCAUUUGAUUACACUGUCUGUCAACGGCCUAAGUCUUUUCGUCAGUUUUGUACACCGAGAACCUAAUUGAACUUGCGUUUUUUUUAAAA
Symsagittifera roscoffensis is the source of this 1286-nucleotide messenger RNA. Its product is annotated as nuclear transcription factor Y subunit alpha-like. The record is from RefSeq and is a predicted model, not a curated record. Gene Ontology annotation, cellular component: CCAAT-binding factor complex. Gene Ontology annotation, biological process: regulation of transcription by RNA polymerase II. Gene Ontology annotation, molecular function: DNA-binding transcription factor activity, RNA polymerase II-specific. Bases 3 to 1157 code for a protein of 384 amino acids. The transcript has a single exon. Lineage: Eukaryota; Metazoa; Xenacoelomorpha; Acoela; Convolutidae.